AUGCUAUAGUUAUCAUAAAUAUAGAAAUCAAAUCAAGUGCAAUCCUUAAAGCAAUUGAAUAGAUUUAAUUUAAAUUCAAGAAAUAGAACACUUGAUAAUACAGAAGCCAGUAAAAUGAGAGCUAAAUAUAUAAUUCAUGAUAAAGAGAGUCUAUAUGAAGAAGUUUAAAAUCUGAAAUAAGAAAACAAUCAAUUAAAAUUAGCAUUACGAUAGUUUUAAUCUAAAAAUUAAUAUUUCAAGAGAGAAGUGCAAUCAUUUAUAAAAGAAGAUAGUUCUUCUUAGAAGAAUUAUAUUAGAAUGAAAUAAGGGUUUUUGGAUAAAAUAACAAAGCUGGAGGUAUAUUAUUUAUUAAUGUAGGAUAUGAACUUCAAAUUGUAACAAUAAUUAUAGGAAUAAAUAUCAUAUAUGAAUUAAUUACAGAGUCCAUAGAACAAAAACAAUGUUGAAGGAUUGUGUAUGUCUUUAAGUGAGGAUAAUAUGAGAAUGACGUAAUUAAUUUAACAAUUAGAAUAGUCAGUUAUAUAAACAUAAGUACUGAAAAUUAAUUAAAUUUAGAAUAAUUACAGUAAAAUGAACAUUAAAUAUAAUGCAAUCUUAAAUAAAUAUAAAUAAAUCAAGAAUCUUAAUGCAUAAUUGUUAUUAGAAAUUGCAGAACUAAAAAAAAAAGACACAUUAUUUUUAGAAAGACCUUAAUAGAAAGAUAAUAAGAAAAUUGAAGAACAAUUACAGUUGGGUUAUGAUUAAGCAUUGGUUGAUUUAAGAAAUGAAAAAUAAAAGAAUAAAUAUUUGGAAAAUCAAAUGUAAAAACUUUAGGCAGAUCAUUAAGAAUAAAUAGAUAAUCUUGAAAAAAGAAAUGCUGAAUAAAAGAGACAAUUUGAAACUUUAUAAAGAGAAUAUGAAUUAGAAAAAUUAUAAAAAUAUUAAUCUAAAAGAACUAUAUUAAUAAAAAAUAAUGGUCCUUAACAACCUGAAGAAUAAGGAUAAUUAUAAGAAGAAAUUGAAUUAUAAAAAAAGAAAUUUAUAAAUGUUGAUAAAAAUGAUAUUUUAGCUAUAGCAAGAUAAGUAAAAUUGAAUUUGAUUGGAUUAAAGAUUUCAUUAUAAUAAGUAGAAGAAUACUUAUUGACGGAUGAAAUACUAACUUAAUAAUAAUUAAAAUAAAAUUUAUCAAAUAGAAUCUUUGGUUUAUCAUCAAAUGAAUAAGUUGAAAUGGCAGCUAUUUAUUUAGCUGAUGUUGAAAAUGAAACAGAAACAACUACUAGUGCUAGAGUAAAAAGUAUCUUUAAAACUUUGAUGGAAAACUAUUAAAUCUUAAAUAUAGAAUAACUUAGUAAUAUAAAUCAAUAGAUAAUGAAAAAAAAGAAUGAAAUAUCAGACAUUUUAAUUAAAAAAUAUCCAGAUACUUACACUAGUGGAUAUAUUACAAUUGAUGUAAAUCUAUUUAAUAAAUAAUAGUCUUAUUUAGAAAUACUUAAUUAAGUUGAAAUUUAAUUAAGCAAAAUAGAAAUUGAUCAUUUUUAUGCUUUAAUCUAAAGAUAAAAUAGAUCAUCAAGAAUAUUUCUAUAAUAAAUACAUUCCCCUUUUGAUGUAAGUUAAGAAGAAGAAGAUAUAGAUGAAUAAUAAUAGAAUUUUAAUAUUGGAGAUGUUUAACCAUAAAGUGUAAAAAUGUCAAAUAGUGAAAUGUUAAUAAUCAAUAAUCAUAAAGAUUCUGAAUUAGUUAAUUUGAUUGAAGAUGAUGAUGAUAAUAUAUAAAAAUCUAAUUAAAAGUAGGUUGAAGACCAUAUACAGAAUGAAAACAAAAAUAAUGAAGAAUAACUAAAGUAAUCAAAUAAAUUGAAUUUGGAAUUGUCAGUUGAAGAAAAGAAUCCAUUCCAUGACGUGUAGCAUGAAGAAUCUGAGAUGAAAAUGAUUAAUUCGUAAGAAUUAAGAAAAUAAAGUUAACCUGAAUUAUAAUAAUUUUGA
Messenger RNA from Paramecium pentaurelia, 1959 nucleotides. The record is from the annotation of a GenBank genome assembly. NCBI's taxonomy places the organism in Eukaryota, Ciliophora, Oligohymenophorea, Peniculida, Parameciidae.